AGGAGGAAGAACAGCUGGGUGAGGUCUGUUAUUGUAGCGGAGGGAAUAAUGGAGAAAGUCCGUAAAGUUGUGACCGAAAAGCCACGGGCUUUAUAGGGUUAGUUAGCUUUUAAAACUCUCUUUUACUCCGGACUAAGAUAGCUUUAUCGCGUAGCUUCCUUUCAUUACAUACCUCCCGUGCCGCGGUGCUUUUCCCAUUAGCUGCCUUUGGAAUGCUAGCUGCUAGCGCUACAUGCCAGAGCACCUGUCUCCAGCCUCUUUGUCUCACUGCUGUCGGUGGCUUCGAGUCCUCUUGUCUGUCACUUCUCUGAACUUGUUAACGGUAAGCGUCACAAGUCUCCAGUCGACUUGCGCUGCCAGAGCAGGACAAAGAACAAUGGACCGAUAACCGUCUCCGUCCAGAAAUGUCCGAUACAAACUGAUAUUUCUGAACCAAGAUACUCCCGGCAGUAAGAUAUGGCGUCCUCCAAAGCAAAAGUCGGAGUCAACAGUGAGGCUAACUCCUUGAAAGAGAGUAAAAGCCCAACUGGAGAGGCGUCUCUUAAUCACCGGGUAUAUUGUCUAGAUGAUCUGGAGACCGUCGCCACAGUCGGCACUGGAACAUUUGGUCGAGUCUUCCUGGUCAAGGACAAGAAGACCAGGGCCUUCUACGCCCUGAAGCAGAUGAAGAUCCCAGACGUUAUCCGACUGAAGCAGGAGCAGCACGUCCACAACGAGAAGGAGGUGCUGACAGAGGUUAACCACCCCUUCCUCAUCCGACUGUUCUGGACCCACCACGACGAGCGCUUCCUCUACAUGCUGAUGGACUAUGUUCCAGGUGGGGAGCUGUUCAGCUACUUGCGAAGCCGCGGGCGCUUCAGCAACGCCACGGGCCUCUUCUACACUUCUGAGAUUGUGUGCGCCAUCGAGUACCUCCACUCCAAAGAGAUUGUCUACCGCGACCUGAAGCCCGAGAACAUCCUGCUGGACAGCGAAGGACACAUCCGCCUGACCGACUUCGGCUUCGCUAAGAAGCUCUCCGACAGGACCUGGACUCUGUGUGGUACUCCUGAGUACCUGGCCCCCGAAGUCAUCCAAAGCAAAGGUCACGGCCGGGCAGUGGACUGGUGGGCUCUGGGCAUCCUCAUCUUUGAAAUGCUGGCUGGGUACCCACCUUUCUUUGAUGACAACCCAUUUGGAAUCUACCAGAAGAUCCUCGCUGGAAAACUGGAAUUCCCACGGCAUCUGGAUUUAUAUGUCAAAGACCUCAUCAAGAAGUUUCUGGUCAUCGACCGAGCCAGACGUCUAGGCAACAUGAAGAACGGGGCAGAUGACGUGAAGAAGCACCGCUGGUUCAAGACAGUGGACUGGGAAGCAGUUCCACAGAGGAAACUGAAGCCUCCAAUUGUUCCUAAAGUUUCCCACGAGGGCGACACCUCCAACUUUGACGUUUACCCGGAGGACGACUGGAAGAAGGACCCUCCUGUGCCUCAGAAGGACUUGGAGAUCUUCAAGAACUUCUGAUCAGUCAGCAAGGUUUAUUUAUUGAUGGAAUAUCCUGACAAUUGACCCAGCAUAUUGUGAACUUGCUGUUUACAGGUACUGUCACAGAGAAAACACUCACACAAGACGGACUCCAAACGAUCGAUGCUGUGACAUUUAUCACACCACAGAGAUAAUUUGCUUUUUAUAUAUGUUUAUUUAUCUGACUUUUUUUUUGCUGUUUUAAAUUUUUAUCAUAUUGUUUUCUCUGAGCCUGCUCAUAUGCAAAAAAAGUGGUUCCUUUGAAACCAAAAGACUGUUACUUUCUAGUUUUUGUUUUUUUUAAAGAGAAUAAUCAGGUCUUUUUUUAUAUUAUCAUGUCUUAUAUUUUGUCUGAUUUCCAAAUGUCACAUUUAAUGUGACUUCGGACUGGUGCUGUGACUGUCAGCUGGCCAGUGGUCACUAAUUUUAGACUUAUCACACUGUUUUUAAUCAUGAGUCCGACACUUUAUUUGAAAAUGUGUAGUAGCACUUGUAAAAAAGGUGCCUUACGUCAACACUUUGAUGGGCACGAUGUCUUGCAAAGACACAACGUUGACUUGAAACCAGUCCUGACGCAAGCUGAACCACGGGGACAGGCUUGCUGAAUGUGCUGUCUCGUCUCCUGCUGUAAAGUUGUUCUCUCUCAGCUUUGUUAUUUCCCGUCGCAGCUGGACAGCGGCUUCAUUUGCAGCCGGGACUUUGUUGUUACUGUACAGUCACAGCUGAUCCGCAAGAACGCUCAUCAUCAUCAUCAUCAUCAUUGUCAAGCCACGUGAGGUAAAAGGUGCCGGUAUGUGACUGGGUCAGUAUUACAUCCGCGUUUUCCUCUUAUCACGUAGCCACACGCUUCAUAUUUCUGGACAAUAUUGGCCUUUUAAAAUAAAUUCAUUGAAAUAAUCUUAUUGAUCAUUGAUCAGUCACUGUAGCUACAUGUAUGUAUUAUUAACUGAGGGGAAUACUUUAAGUGAAACACACUUUUUGGGGUCAUGGUUAAGGAUGAGGAAGUGUGUGUGUGGCCUUUGUGCACACUAUGUCACACACUUGACUUCAGAAUUCAGAAUUCUGUCUUUUUUCCCUCAGAAUUCUGACUUUACACUCAGAAUUUUUUUCCACAUGUGGCCCUAAUCCUCUUCCCUAAACUUGGUUGCAAAAUCUGGUGCCUACAUAACCCACAAUGCAGCAGUUGAGUGGGAGUCACUGGGAGCAGACUGAGGUGGACAAUCUGUGCAGUUCUGAGUUAAUAUAGAUGUCAAAUGAAAUAAGGAAUCCUGGCAACUUAAGUCCAAAAAAUAAUGAAUAUAUUACAUGUCAUGUGAUUCAGUAUCAGACACUAUCUAUUCACAUCUAUAUCAGUGCAUCAAUGUAUAGUCCCAUUCAUAUCCAGCUCUGUCUCCUGUUUGUGUGUAGCUUUUUUAAUAUAUAUGAAAUAUAAAAAAAAAUUUCAUCACCGUUCAUCACAAUGUCUGUAACACCAAACUCCAUUCUGUAUUUAAAGCUUUUUCUGCUGCGUAGAAGUAGAAGCAGUUUUUUUACAGUGCAUGUGUCUAUAACCUGCAGCCCAAGCCCAUUCUGUCUUAUCCAGCAAUACUGUAUGUUUUAUUAAUGUCAGCCUUUGCCUUGAAAAUGUUCUGUUGGUGCAUCGUUUUAAUACACAGUAAUAUCCCUUUAUACCUUUAACUGAAGGCUAAAGAGUCUUUGGAGGUGUUUGAAAACCUGGAGCUGUCAAAAAACAAAAAAAAAAUG
This is a messenger RNA of Toxotes jaculatrix (banded archerfish), 3246 nucleotides long. It is a transcript of the gene prkx, whose product is annotated as protein kinase X-linked. The record is from RefSeq and is a predicted model, not a curated record. The transcript has 8 exons. Gene Ontology annotation, molecular function: protein serine/threonine kinase activity; ATP binding. Bases 457 to 1503 code for a protein of 348 amino acids. Gene Ontology annotation, biological process: protein phosphorylation. Lineage: Eukaryota; Metazoa; Chordata; Actinopteri; Toxotidae.